CUCCUCGCAUCACGUGCAGGGGGGGCGCUCAGUUGACGUCCCGUCAAGGCGGAAGGCGGCCGCCAUGGACCAGGCCGGGAAGGAGAAGGAGGCGCUGCAGCUGUUGGCCGAGGCCGACAAGAAGGUGCGGGGCUCCCAGUCCUUCUUCGCGGGGCUGUUCGGGGGUUCCUCCCGCAUUGAGGAAGCAUGCGACAUCUACGCCAGAGCCGCCAACAUGUUCAAAAUGGCCAAAAACUGGAGUGCUGCAGGGAACGCCUUCUGCCAGGCAGCACAGCUGCACCUCCAGCUGCAGAGCAAGCACGACGCCGCCACCAACUUCGUGGACGCCGGCAACGCCUUCAAGAAGGCGGACCCCCAGGAGGCCAUUAACUGUUUGAUCCGGGCCAUUGAGAUCUACACGGACAUGGGCCGAUUCACCAUCGCAGCCAAACACCACAUCUCCAUCGCCGAGAUCUACGAGGGCGAGUUGGUGGAUAUCGACAAGGCAUCGCGCACUACUGAAGCAGGCAGCGGUUGCAUUUACUACAAAGGGGAAGAGUCCAACAGGUGCCCUCAAGGUUGGGCUGGGGGGGAUUUUGUGGGGGGGGGGUCUUGUUGCCACGUUGACCCCCGUUGGUUUCCUCCUGCAGUUGCCGUGCAGAAAUACGAGGAGAUGUUCCCCGCCUUCACGGACUCCCGUGAAUGCAAACUGCUCAAGAAGCUGCUGGAUGCCCACGAGGAGCAGAACGUCGCACGGUCUUUGACACCGACCAUUUGUUGGUCAAGGGUGAAGGAGUUAGCAGACUCCAUCUCCCGCCUGACCAGUGCUGACCACCAUGUUACUGGCAUCAAUGUAAAACCUAUCCAGGGGAGGAGGAAGAUUUGCCGCUGGACCCCCCCUCCCAACGACCCCCCCUCGGAAAUCCCCCUGCCGAAUAAAACGUUGCAUGUGAGCCGAGGGCGCUGGUAG
Messenger RNA from Coturnix japonica (Japanese quail), 949 nucleotides. The record is from RefSeq and is a predicted model, not a curated record. NCBI's taxonomy places the organism in Eukaryota, Metazoa, Chordata, Aves, Galliformes, Phasianidae.